Messenger RNA from Nematolebias whitei (Rio pearlfish), 2159 nucleotides. RefSeq names its product kelch-like family member 11 (gene klhl11). The coding region runs from base 1 to 2112 and encodes 703 amino acids. NCBI's taxonomy places the organism in Eukaryota, Metazoa, Chordata, Actinopteri, Cyprinodontiformes, Rivulidae. The record is from RefSeq and is a predicted model, not a curated record. Gene Ontology annotation, molecular function: protein binding. The transcript has 2 exons.
AUGACAGUGUUCGGAAGUUUGUCGACGUGUUUUUUACGCACUUAUGAUUUGGUCCCGAGGUUUCAUUUACCUUUGAGAUUCUCCUUUUGCGUCGGAAUGGCUGCGGCAGAAGCGCCGGAGGAGAGCGGCGGCGGCGCGCAGGUAACAGGUGACGGCGAGCCGGAGGAGGCGGAGGAGUUCACCUGCCCGGCGCUCUGCUCGGAGCUCUGCCGGCGGCAGAACGAGCAGAGGAAAGCGGGGCUGUUCUGCGACCUGACCCUGCUCUUCAGCUCCAGGGGGGUCUCCGGGGAGCGGGUCCAGACGGUGCCCGCCCACCGCUCGGUUCUGUCGGCUGCCUCGCAGUAUUUUGAGCUGCUGCUGGGCGGACAGUUCUCGGAGUCUCAGACCGGGCGGGUGGAGCUAAAGGAGUGGAGCUCCGCGGCGGGGCCCGACCCGGAGUGUGUGGAGGCCGUGAUCCAGUUCAUGUACACCGGAGGGGUCCGGAUAACCUCCGCCAACGUCCACGAGGUGUUGGAACUUGCUGACAGGUUUCUGCUGGAGCAGCUGAAGAGCUUCUGCGCCGAGUUUCUGGGGAAGAAUUUGAGCCUGUCCAACUGUGUGGCCGUGCACAGCCUGGCUCACAUGUACUCUCUGGAGCAGCUCGCCCUGAAAGCCGCCGGGACAAUCAGAAGAAACUUCAACAAAAGCGUGUGCAACGAGGUGUUCUGCACGCUGCCGUUCCACCUGGUGCGAGACUGGCUGUCGGACACGGACAUCACCGUGGACUCUGAGCAGGAGCUGUUCCAGGUCAUGGUGAAAUGGGUCCGCCAGAACUCCGAGGAGCGGGAGAAGUACUUCGAAGAGCUGUUUAAACUUUUAAGGCUGCCGCAGAUUGCUCCUUCCUACCUGACGCGCGUGGUGAAAAAGGAACCCUUGGUGACGAACAGCGCUCCGUGUCAGCAGCUGGUGCUCGAUGCGCUGGAGUUUCACGCCGUUCGCUCCGAAAGCCUCAAGUCGGCCACCGAAGAGCUUUGUUCCUCCAUCGUGGGCGCGGUCCAGCCACGCCUCGGCCAGAACAUGGACGUGAUCAUGGUGAUCGGCGGCGUUUCAGAGGGUGGCGAGUACCUCAGUGAGUGCGUGGGCUACUUCGUUGCUGAGGAUCGUUGGGUCAACCUGCCGCACAUUCACAACUACCUGGAUGGACACGCCAUCUCUGUGACCGACGGCCAUGUUUACGUGGCGGGCUCCAUGGAGCCUGGCUUUGCAAGGAUGGCAGAGCGCUACAACACGAGCCUCAACUGCUGGGAGCAGGUGAGCAACCUGACCAUGCGCAAGCACUCCUUCGGCCUCACGUGCGUCAGAGACGUUCUCUAUAGCAUCGGUGGUCAUGGAAACUUCAGUCCAGGCUUUAAAGACGUCACGGUCUACAAACCUGAGCUGGACCAGUGGGCCAGUCUUGAGCCCGCGCCAAUGAUCUUACGAGACGUAAAGACGGUGAGUGUCGAGGAUCGCUACGUGUACGUGAUGGCUAGGACGCCAGUAGACGCAGACCAAGACGACGGGCUGAUCACCGUGACAGCAUGCUACGAUACAGAGAGUCACAAGUGGCAGGAAGUGCAGUCGCUGCCUCUGAUUGACAAUUAUUGUAGUUUUCAAAUGUCUGUUGCAAACACAAACUUCUACCACACCGCUUCGUGCUGUCCCAAGAACUACAAAGUAUCGCACGAGCACGCUCAGCAGAUGAUGAGCAGAAGCGUCUCAGACGACAUCCUCGGCAGCCUCCCUUCGGAGGUUCUCUGCAUGGAAGGCGCCGCCAUCUGCAACCUCGGCGACGACGUCUUCGUCAUCGGCGGGUGGAGGAACGGCGGCAGCUUGGAGAAGCAGUACCGCAAAGAGGCGUACCGUUACUGCGCCGAGAGGAAGUGCUGGACGCUGCUUCCGCCCCUGCCCGAGCCGCGCUGCCGAGCAGCGGCCUGUCACGUCCGCAUCCCGUACAGGUACCUCCACGGCUGCCAGCGCUACCCCAUGCCGCAGAACCUGGCUCGCCAACAGGGCCACGUGCAGCUGAUGCAGCACCUCCGCCGCCGUUCGCUCACCGUGAGGAGGCAGCUGCAAGCUCAGAUCGAGUGCUGAAGGAUCCUGCUGCGAUCAAGAAGCACCUUGCUCGUUUUAAAUAAAGU